CCCGUUGGUUGCCAGGGUGAAAGGUCGCGGGUAAUGACGGCGCAUGCGGAGCAGCAAUGGAAGCCGCCAGUCAAGAGGCACAUCUGCGGCAUGUGGAGAAGGAUGUUCUUAUCCCGAAAAUGGUGCGAGAGAAAGCCAGGGUACUUUGUUCAGAUAAAGUAGAAGAUUUUACCAAAUGCUGCCAGGAAAAUGGAUUUCUUAUGGUUGUAAAAUGCCGAGCAGAAAACGCUGCACUAAAAGAGUGUCUAACUGGCCAUUAUAGAGAUUCAACUUUAUAUGAAGAAUGCAAGCAAGAAUAUUUGAAAGAAAGAGAAGAAUUUCGAAGAACUGGCAUUCCUUCUAAGAAAAGACAACAGAAAGUGCCAAGUAGCAUGUAGGUGAGUCUUAAAUCCAUGCCACUUCUGAUGCCAUGGCACGAACUCAAGAACAGACAAAGGGAAAACAUUCAUGAGACCCACAAAUUGUGUGCUGCAUUGAUUUGUCGUUUAUCAUGUUUGAAAUGUCCACUUUUCUAAAUCGUGAUAUGGGACUUUUCAGAUUUUAUUGAAUGCAUUAUGGAAAUCUUUCACAUUCUCUAUGAUAUUUGCAUCCAUCCCCAGAUAACAGAAUUAAGAGUGUAAUUCUGGAAAUCCAAACAUAUUAAUCCUUCGAUAUUCUGCAGAGAUCUUAGCUUAAUUAAUUUAAUCAGUUAUUAGUGAUUUUUAAAUUCUGGAUUUUGAUGUAUCUGAUAAAUGUUAUUGGUUCUAUUUGCAUUGUAAAUUGUUACUUGAGGCAAUUAUGAGUAUAGAGGAAAGUUUAUGAAUAAACUGGCUUUUGAUCGUGAGUUUUUCCAGAA
This is a messenger RNA of Amblyraja radiata (thorny skate), 835 nucleotides long. It is a transcript of the gene cmc1, whose product is annotated as C-x(9)-C motif containing 1. The record is from RefSeq and is a predicted model, not a curated record. NCBI's taxonomy places the organism in Eukaryota, Metazoa, Chordata, Chondrichthyes, Rajiformes, Rajidae. The transcript has 4 exons. Gene Ontology annotation, cellular component: mitochondrion. The coding region runs from base 57 to 377 and encodes 106 amino acids.